Molecule: messenger RNA, 1547 nt
Organism: Nicotiana tabacum (common tobacco)
Lineage: Eukaryota; Viridiplantae; Streptophyta; Magnoliopsida; Solanales; Solanaceae
Source: RefSeq, a predicted model, not a curated record
UCCACUUUUGUAUUUUUGUAGGAACCCUGCUCGUAUGCAACAGUCAAACAAAACCAUUGUUGAGGGUACUUGUAACACAUCUGCCAUCUCGGCUUGAUCGACCACUCUACCUCCUCUGCACACUUGCUCCUCUCCCGGCGAGCUCUUUCACGAUCUCUUUGUUCGGCGAAAUCCAGCUGUUCUUCUAAGAUAGAGUGUUGGUCCAGUUCGCAGUUCUUAUAACAUGAAUUAUAUAAUUGGAGCGUUCAAGCCAGCAUGCAACAUCUCAAUCACAUUUUCUGAUGGGAAAUCCCGGAAACCGGUUCCGUUGAAGAAGGAAAAUGGUCAAACUGUUAUGGUCCCACUUUUCCAUAGUCAAGAAAACAUUGUUGGCAAGAUUUCUGUAGAGCCAGUAUCAGGAAAGAAGGUUGAACAUAAUGGAAUCAAAGUUGAGCUUCUUGGCCAGAUAGAAAUGUACUUUGACAGGGGAAACUUUUACGACUUCACAUCCCUUGUUCGAGAAUUGGAUGUUCCUGGUGAAAUUUAUGAAAGGAAAACAUAUCCUUUUGAGUUUUCAACUGUUGAAAUGCCCUAUGAAACGUAUAAUGGUGUUAAUGUCCGACUUAGGUAUAUCCUUAAAGUUACCAUCACCCGUGGUUAUGCUGGUAGCAUAGUUGAAUGUCAAGACUUUGUGGUGCGCAACUACAGCCCACCUCCUUCAAUCAACAAUAGUAUUAAGAUGGAAGUCGGAAUUGAAGAUUGCCUUCAUAUUGAGUUCGAGUACAAUAAAAGCAAGUAUCAUCUGAAAGAUGUUAUCAUAGGAAAAAUAUAUUUUCUUCUUGUAAGAAUUAAGAUUAAGAACAUGGAUCUUGAGAUCAGACGCCGAGAAUCAACAGGUUCUGGGGCAAAUACCCAUGUUGAAACGGAAACGCUGGCCAAGUUUGAGUUGAUGGAUGGUGCUCCCGUCAGAGGCGAAUCAAUACCCAUUAGACUCUUCCUUAGUCCAUAUGAACUGACUCCAACAUAUCGUAAUAUCAACAACAAAUUUAGUGUGAAAUACUAUCUGAAUCUUGUUCUUGUUGAUGAAGAGGACCGUCGGUACUUCAAGCAGCAAGAGAUCACUAUGUUCCGCCUAGCAGAAACUUCCGUAAUAAAUCAAGCUGUUGGCGCUUGAGAAUGGCUUAUUGCCUUGCUAUUCUGCCUCGAUCUUUGUAUUCUGAGAUAUCUUUAUGCGCUUGAGAUGGCCAUUCUACAAAGGUGCUGAAAUGACUUUUUAUUGGUAGAUUGCGGUAUCUGGGAGAACAUACUUGCAAUUUGUAUAGAGUAGGCAGUUGUGUACAUGAAUAUUGAAGUUGGAAUCUCUAGUUGAUGUUUUUGAGGAACACUGGGUCAAAGGGACAAGGGAUUAAGUUAAACCGCAAUAAGGAAACCUAAUUUAGCUCGUUGUACUUUGUAUUGCAUUGGAUGUUUAUCUUGAUUGCUUCUUCUUUUGUUGCUCUAAGGGUUUUAUUGUAUUUUUGCUGCUUUUCUCCGAUAAUGACAUGAGUGACUUAUCAUUGAUUCCUCUA